Vigna radiata var. radiata (mung bean) is the source of this 3737-nucleotide messenger RNA. RefSeq lists its product as uncharacterized. NCBI's taxonomy places the organism in Eukaryota, Viridiplantae, Streptophyta, Magnoliopsida, Fabales, Fabaceae. The record is from RefSeq and is a predicted model, not a curated record. Bases 231 to 3608 code for a protein of 1125 amino acids. Gene Ontology annotation, molecular function: cysteine-type peptidase activity. Gene Ontology annotation, biological process: proteolysis. The transcript is spliced from 13 exons.
UGCCCCUUUCAGUCCUUCUUCACUAAGGUCUAGGUUUUGAUAUUUCCGUUCACUCUAGCUUAAACGCUUUCGCUGAGCGAUAUUUCAAUUCACUUGCACUAAGGGACUUUCAUUAAUCUGCGAGCUUCCCAUUUCUCAGUACCUCAAAUCUCUUUCUCCCCUCCCUUUGGGCACUUCAUUUCCCUUCAAGCUAUUUCCUUUCCUCUCUUCUACCACUCACUCGUUUCAAGAUGGAUCCUCCAACCGGACCACCCAGGAAAAAAAGGAAGAUGUCAAAAUCCAAAGGCAUUCCAUCUUUUGAUUCCCACCGGUUCCUUACAGAAGAUCACCAACAAUGGUAUGCAGUAGUCGAGAACCGGAACUUAUUACCAGAACGAAAGGUUGUUUUACAAACAGGUGAACACGAAGAGUUUCAACAAGAGCUCAAGAGGCGAAAAUGGAUCAAAUUGACGAAAUACGCAGCUCAUGCAAACGUAGCCGUUGUAAAAGAAUUCUAUGCUAAUGCAAUGUUGCUCAAAGCAGGAGAUCCAACCUUCAAAAGCUUUGUCAGAGGGAAAGAGAUAUCCUAUAGUGGCCGAGUCAUUAACCAUUUCCUGGGUACGGAACUAAAUUUGGGUCCAUCAGGCUGUCAAUAUGUUGAAUGGUGCAAUAAGAAAAAGGACUACUUGAAGGUGGCUGAAAAACUGUGCAAGCGUGGGGCAGACUAUGUAACUAGUGCAGCAGGCCACAAACGGAGAAUUUUGAGAGGCGAUUUGGUUCCCUUAGCGCAGAUAUGGACUUCUUUUCUGCAUUCCAACAUUUCUCCUUGUUCUCACACCUCAGAUAUCACUGAGAGGAGAUCCCAAAUGGUAUAUGCUAUUAUGGCUGGAUUAUCCAUGGAUGUUGGAGCCAUCAUUGCUCAGGAGAUUCAUUUGACAGCAAACUCAGGCAGUACUGGUCAGCUGAGUUUCCCAUCUCUAAUCACCGAGCUUUGUCGCAGGGCAGGAGUUGAUGUCUCAGAGCCACCUUUCCAAAAACCUCGGCAGCCUAUUAAUGCUCAGUUCAUUUUGAAAAACUGUAUGGGAAGUGAAACUCGUGCUCCCUUAGUGAGAGCUGCGCCUCCUGCUGUACCUGGUAGCAUCCCUCAUCGACUCGAGCUAUUAGAGAUUGAUCAGCAAUUGAUCCACCAGAAGUUGGAUGCCUUGUACCGUUCCCAGGUUUUGAUGAUGAGCAGCAUACGGAGCCUCAUACCUGGCAUUUCUCAGGACUCAUUUCAUUUUCCAUCUGCAGAGGAGUUUGAUUCCAAUGUCGCAUGGCCGAAACUACCUGAAAAACAGGAUUCUAUUGAGGAAACGGAUGAACAUGCAGUUGAGAAGGAGGUGGAUGAGCCUGCUGAGGAGGAGGGGGUGAGGAUGCUGUUGAUGCUAAGGAAGAAGAGGAUGAGCAGCUUGGAGACUAGGUUUAUGGCUGAUCCAUCUACACCUCCACCAUCACAAAGUGAGGACCAAAGUCAAUCAUCACAAAGUGAGGACCAAAGUCAAUCAUCUACUCGACCCAAGUGUAGACGUGCUACUAGGCUUAGAGACUUGACUAUUAGUCGUAGUGCUGAUCAAAGAUUGCCCAUUCAAUUUGAUACGAGUACAGGAAAAGUUUUUGGAGACAACCGUGCAAGAUUCACUAGCUUUGUGGCCUUACUUGGUAGAAGUAAGGUUAGUAUUCUUAUUGACGAUUGGGACCAUGUUCUUGAAGAAGUGAAGAACCAAAUAUGGCAAACGAUCAUGCUAACAUAUGAUGUCCCAAACACCAUCUUGUUGAGAACUAAAUGGAUAUCAUAUGCUGGGCAACGGUGGAGGUGUUUCAAGACUGACCUUACUAGUCGGUAUAUUUAUGGUAAGUUAAGUCACAAGAAUCCUUGUGAGAUUUAUGAGUUCCUUGAUGAGGAAACAUGGCAGGCUUUUCGAGACAAACGAUUAGACCCUACCUUUCAGGAAAAGAGAAAAGCUGCACAGGACAUGGUGAAAAAAAAUCUCCACCCACACAGAUUGUCUCGUGGGGGAUAUCAUAGGUUAGAGGAGAUUAUGAUCCGUGAGGCCUCUUCCUUAGCUACCGAUGAUCGGUUAGAUUUGAGUUUGAUUUCUCCACCUCCACGUCAUGAGAAAUGGAAGAGAGCUCGCACUAAGCCAACAGGAGAAUACAUUUCUGAAGAAACUCGACUUGUAGCGGAGAGGAUUGAUGACUUAGUGGAAAAAAGCUCUCAAGGUUUAUUCACUCAACAAGGUAGAGAUGACAUAUUAGCUACUGCCAUUGGACGUCCUGAGAAGCCAGGAUAUGUCCGUGGUGUUGGAGGAGGGGUAGGCAUCAAACAAUUCUUUGGUGGUACUACUCGAAGGGUUACUUUAGCACAACUUGCUGAAUCCGAUAAGAAGGUUCUAAGAAAUGAGUUUAAGAAAGAGUUGUUUCCAGAAUUGAGAGAUGAGUUAUUGUCAGAAAUCAAAUCUGAGAUAGCAUCCUUAGGAUUGGCUAUUCAAGGUCCACCAAAGGGGACUCCCCCGAUUGUUGCUAGCACAAAGGGGAGUUGUCAUCUUCCUGAGGAAUCAGAGGAUGGUGUUGAUGUCCCUGUUGAUUGUGAGUUGUAUGUUGAUGAUCCCCCUGGGCAUUUGGUGGCCUUAGGUAAAAUAUAUAAUUUGGGAAACAUCAUCCACCAUGAGACUAUUAAAGAUGACAUGUUGCGAGUGGUGGUGGUAGAUAUUAAAGAUUGUUCUGCUUGUGUUCCUGUGCCUAGUGAGGAGGUUCAAACAGUGGGACAAGCACCAGAGAAUUUUGUCAUUUGGCCAUCCAGAUUGACAAAGCCAAUUUUAGACAUUUCUAGGAAGACAAACAUUGUUACACCUUCACAACCACAAUUGUCUCCUUUACAACAACUUGGUGUAAAGGUAGUGACAAUGGGGAAUAAAACUAUUGAGAUAGAUAUGCCUCUUGAACUGACAUGCAAGACUGCCACCACCACUUUAUCUAUAUGUAAUAGGGAUAUUUGUGAAAUUGUCUUUGGUAAUGAUCUCUCUACAAUAGUUCUACAAGUUUGGAAUUUGUAUUUGUAUCACCUUAGCAUCGAGAGAAAGAAUGCUACUAUCUAUGGAUUUCUUGACCCUGUUAUCAUUCAAAGGGUAGGAAAUAAAUCAAAGGAGAUGCAAAAAUACUUAACAGAGAUGUUUGAGAAAGCUAGUAAAGAGGUUUAUUUAGCACCUUACUUGCAUAAGGGUCAUUGGCAAUUGAUAGUAAUUGUUCCAAAUCGUUCUCUUGUAGUUCUCUUAUGUUCCUUGCAUAAGAAAGCUAACACAUUGUCCAUCAAAAAUAUGUUAGAGAUGUCUUUGGAAGCUUAUUCAAAGUUGCGGGGUAUUCCAUCUGGAUCUAGGAAAAAGAUGCAAAUAGUGACACCUAAUUGUCGACGUCAAUUGGACAGCUAUGAGUGUGGGUAUUAUGUAAUGAAGCACAUGCACACCAUUAUUUGUACAAACAUUACUGAUUCAUGGGAUAAGAUUUUUAUUGAUUCAUCUUCAAUGGAAGCUCCAAUCAUUGAAGACAUUAGAAUUAAGUGGGCUUCUUUUAUUUUAAGUGUUAGUAAAUUGUAGAAACUUGACUACAAUGUAGUGUAGUUAAUGUUAUAUUUGAAUUUAAUAUACGGUUUGAUGUACAAAUUAUGUAUUAAGUAUUACACAAUUUAUGUUUGAAAUUAAUUUCAUUGUAAGUUUGAUUGAAUA